AUGAGAAAGCGGCCUAUUGUACAAAAACUGGAGGAAACUAACUCCUCAGAAGUAGAACAAGCAGCAGAGGUAUGCAGAUCAGCUUGUUUUUCUCUCUGGGAUUCGUUCCUGGCUGUGGAUCACCGCAUGACCUGCCACCUGGCUGUCUGUGCCACCAAAGAGUCCACCUGGGGCAACCUGCGGCCCCUGAUGAAGAUCCUGGAGAUAAGCUGUCAUGGCGUGCCCUGGAUUGCUGGGGCUGUACUGCUGUUUUUGUUUUCGCACAAGUCGGAGGACAUUGAGGUGUCUGUGAAUUUGUUCUUUGCUCUGAUCUUUGACCUAAUUAUUGUUGGGCUGCUGAAGAUGACAUUUCGCCGAGGAAGACCCAGCCACAACAUCAUGGACAUUUUCAUAGCACCUUCUGUUGACAAGUUUUCCUUUCCGUCAGGACAUGCCACGCGGGCAGUCAUGAUGACCUUGUUUCUGUGCCAACACAUGAUCACAAAUAAACUGUACAUGGCCGCCGUCGUUAUCUGGGCCGUUAGUGUGUGCAUGUCCAGGAUUCUCCUCGGUCGCCAUCAUAUAUUCGAUGUAGUGUGCGGCAUUUGUGUGGGAGUUAUUGCUUACUUUGCCUAUUUAAAUAUCUGGGUUUCUAAAGACGUCUGCUUGUCCUACUUGGACUCGUAUUUUGGGUACAUACACGUGUAA
Molecule: messenger RNA, 687 nt
Organism: Candidula unifasciata
Lineage: Eukaryota; Metazoa; Mollusca; Gastropoda; Stylommatophora; Geomitridae
Source: the annotation of a GenBank genome assembly